UAUAUGUAUUAUAUAUGGUUGCACUUGUAGUGCAAGCACAUGACGUCUCAUAACUCAUUUGAUGGUUGGAGCUGGAAUGUUGAUAUUCAAUCUAUUAAAUGUUUUGUUGAUCAAUUACCAAUUGGAAUUAUUACGGGUCUUCUGUAUUGUCGAAUGUUGUUAACCGUAACUGCUAACAAAUAUGUUAAUAUUUUAAUAUCGUGCUAUAAUUUGUAGUCGUAUUAACUCCGAGAUUUUUAAUAUGAACGCACAAGAAAUGAUGACUGAAUUCAAAUUCAGUAUGUUGGAAGGUAAAAUAGAUAGUCGUAUUUUAAAAAGCUUGUCAUCCCUGGGAUUAGAAAGCCCUACACCCAUCCAAGCAAAAACUUUACCGUUUAUGCUACUUGGCGAAGACAUAAUAGGCGCUGCAAAGACUGGAAGUGGAAAAACAUUAGCAUUUUUAAUACCCGCCGUAGAAAAAUUAAUCAACUUAGGAUUCACUAAGAAAAAAGGUGUAGGUUGUUUAAUUAUUUCACCAACAAGAGAAUUAGCACUUCAAACAAAUGAGGUUUUAAAGAAACUACUGACUAAUAUUAAACUAACACACUGUUUGAUUGUUGGUGGUGAAAAAAAAUUGAAAGAAAUAGUGUUAUUACAAAAAGGUGUUAAUAUCAUUGUUGGAACACCAGGGCGGAUAUUAGAUCAUUUAGAAAAUACUGAAAAUUUUAACUGUAAGCAUUUAAAGUGCCUUAUCUUAGAUGAAGCGGACAAAUUACUUGAGGCUGGUUUUGAGAAACAUAUUGUAGGAAUUAUUCAAAAACUUCCAAAAAAUAGACAAACCAUCUUGUUCAGUGCAACAAUAGAUGACAGAGUAGAAAGCUUAGCGAGGAUGACCUUAAAAAGUAAUCCCAAAGUUAUAGAUAUAAAGGAUGAUAAGCAAUCCACAGUUAUGGGUCUUCAACAGGGGUAUUGCAUCUGUCCAGUUGAAAAUAGAAUAUGUUGGUUGUAUAAAAUGCUUAAAAAGACUAGAAAAAUGAAAGUAAUGGUGUUCUUUUCAUCUUGUAAAUCUGUUGAUUUCCAUUACGAAUUUUUCAAAACACAUUGUAAAGCAUCAGUACUGAGUAUACAUGGUAAACAAAGCCAACCGAGAAGAAAAGAUGCUUAUCAAACUUUCAUCAAAGCUGAUAAGGGAGCUCUUUUUUGUACAGAUGUAGCUGCAAGAGGCUUGGAUAUUCCAUCGGUGGAUUGGAUAGUUCAAUAUGACCCUCCAACAGACAUGAAGGAUUACAUACACAGAGUUGGAAGGACGGCAAGAGGUGUAAAUAAUAAUGGUAAUGCAGUUAUAUUAAUAAGACCAGAAGAAGAAGAUUUUAUUCAAUAUUUGAAAAGAGAAAAAGUUUAUUUAGACAGGUAUAAUUUUGGUGACACUUCCGCAGAUGUUCAAAAAAUGUUGGAAGACCUUAUAAAACAGGAUGGUACUAUGAAAGUUUUAGCACGGAAAGCAUAUCUUUCAUUUCUGAGAUGCUACAAUAAACAUCCACUCAACAAAGUUUUUAAUAUUAAAAAUCUGAAUUUAAAAAUGGCGGCUAAAGCCUUCGGUUUUAUGGACCAACCGCAUGUAGAUUUUUUGAAAUCUAGGAAAAGCAGCUGAAUGAUAAAGAAUUGAAAUGUUUUUUGAAGUAUCCUAUUUUGUUUCAUAAAUAAAACAGUGUUAACCAUCA
Messenger RNA from Nymphalis io (European peacock), 1700 nucleotides. Its product is annotated as ATP-dependent RNA helicase DDX18-like. The record is from RefSeq and is a predicted model, not a curated record. Gene Ontology annotation, molecular function: ATP binding; RNA helicase activity; nucleic acid binding. NCBI's taxonomy places the organism in Eukaryota, Metazoa, Arthropoda, Insecta, Lepidoptera, Nymphalidae. Gene Ontology annotation, biological process: maturation of LSU-rRNA from tricistronic rRNA transcript (SSU-rRNA, 5.8S rRNA, LSU-rRNA). Gene Ontology annotation, cellular component: nucleolus. Bases 242 to 1630 code for a protein of 462 amino acids. The transcript has 9 exons.